Messenger RNA from Candidula unifasciata, 426 nucleotides. NCBI's taxonomy places the organism in Eukaryota, Metazoa, Mollusca, Gastropoda, Stylommatophora, Geomitridae. The record is from the annotation of a GenBank genome assembly.
ACUACGACAUCCAAGGUGAGCAGAUAGAAGAAGGCAAGUGCAAGUUCCACUACAACAACGCCAGGACAACACAGGGAACGGUCAACUCCCCCAGACACCCCAACAUCUACCCCCUGAAACUGGACUGUGAAUACAUCUUCCGUCCACUGCCAGAACAUAUUACCGUCCUCAGCUUCUCCGUGUUCGUCAUGUCCAAGUCUACAAGUCCUCCGUGUGACUCUGAGGAUUACAUAGAGUUCUACGAAGACAUGGGUUCCUUCAACCGGGAGAACUUCACUCUCACAGAGAAAUACUGUGGACAGCAGUUGCCAGGACCCUACGCAACAACUCGACUACUGAAGCUGAUAUUCCAUUCUGAUGACCGCAUGUCUAACGUUGGUUUUAAGGCCACUUAUAAAUUUAUACGGCGGCAGGAUAUAGAUAAUA